Pomacea canaliculata is the source of this 2643-nucleotide messenger RNA. RefSeq names its product ELMO domain-containing protein 2-like. The transcript is spliced from 8 exons. Gene Ontology annotation, molecular function: GTPase activator activity. Bases 336 to 1178 code for a protein of 280 amino acids. NCBI's taxonomy places the organism in Eukaryota, Metazoa, Mollusca, Gastropoda, Architaenioglossa, Ampullariidae. The record is from RefSeq and is a predicted model, not a curated record.
CUACGAUUUAUCAUAACAUCUUCAGUGCAUAGAUGUUUAAUGUUGACAAUAACCUGUUCACAACAAUGGUUUAUGAAAGUCCGUCUGUGCGGCUGUGAUGAAGAUGAAUCAUUAAACAGUUGUGUUGAUAUCGAAAAAUUCUAGGUCAUAUAAAAAGGCUUAUAUAGUAUAAUACUGCAAUACCUUGACAGAAGAUACAACUUUCUUGUUUGAAUGAGGGCAAUGGCUAACAUAUUUUGGUGCAUUAUUUUCGGAACAUUUUCACUCCUCUGCAGACAGUCUGGACAGAGCUGCUUUCCACAUUGUGGACACAUCUGCUCAUAGCACUGAGACCCAUGUGGAAGUGGCUUCUGCAUAAGGUGUCGGGCAAGUGUGAGCUUCUCCGCAUUACCUAUGAAGAACAGCCAGGUGUAAAGCAGACUAAAAGAAUAGAAGAAUCUCUUAAAUGCUCAAAAUCUGCACUUCUGAAGGAAAUAUCCACUGGGGACAAGUACAAUGUGGAUGAAGCAGUGGAAAAGGUCAUGGGUGAAAAGAAAAUUGUUCGGGAAGUCCACGCAGGAUUUGAGGGUCAUUUUAGAAGAUGCCUAUUGUAUAUCAGAUCAUAUAAUCAGCUCACUCAGCAGGUGGAGAGUCUGAGGAGAAGUAAGUUUUCAGUUGAUGAUCCAGACCACGAGCAGAAACUUUUGAAGCUCUGGAGGCUGCUCAUGCCACAAACUCAGCUGACUGCUCGUGUCAGUCACCAGUGGGGCGAUAUUGGAUUCCAAGGCACUGAUCCACAGACUGAUUUCCGAGGGAUGGGGAUUCUGGGUCUUCAUCAGCUUGUAUACUUUGCAGAAAAAUACAACAAUGAAGCAAGAAACGUUUUAUUGAAAGCUAACAAUCCUAAAAAUGGAUUUUCCUACGCUAUUGUCAGCAUCAAUAUAACAGAUCUACAACAUCGACUUAUGAUGAAAAGAAAACUAAGGACACACUUUUAUAACCUCAGCAAGACUUCACUAACAGUGGAUGAUUAUCAUGAAGUCCAUUGUUACCUGAUGUCAGAGUUCACUCAUUUCUGGUUCAGUGAGAACCCAGCAGAUGUAAUGGAAUUCAAUCGCAUUAGAGAUAAGUUCAAACGUAAAGUCAUCUUGUUGCUGAAGGAUCCUCAGACACAGCUUGUUGCCAACUUCCAGAGAUAGCAGCUGCUUGAUUGCUGACAUUGCAAAGACCAUGCUGUCUCAGUUUUUGAUUUGUUUGGUUUUUUUUAAAAGAUGAAUAAUGUUUAUGCAGAUUCCCUGAUGAGAAGACAUCGUGACUAUGAUGCAAUUUUUUUUUCUAUGUUCUUUCUCAUUCAUAAGAAUGCAAACACAUAUCUAAGUGAUUUUUUCCCAUUUAGAAAUCAAAUAUUUUGUAGUUGGUAUUGAGGGUGCUCCUUUCCUAUGAUUGAAGUGUAAGUUCAUUGUUUCCACUUCUUUCUUCGUGUUUGUUUUAUUUUUAUUUCACAUCCCCAUUACCAGUGAUCACUAGUCAUCACUUUUUCCAUAUACUUUACAUGGUUUGUACAUGGUUUAAUCUCCGUUCAUCCCUCUUCAUUAUUUAUGCCAUAAUACAUAACAAUAAUAAUAAUUGAAUUUAAUAAAGCUCAUUUCCCUGUGUGCAUGUGAGCUCAGUGUGCUGUACAAAAAAGACUACAAAUGAACAAAGUCAACAAUACAAGAAACAAGCGUCGGCAAACAGAUGACACCAAGACAGACCCAAAACAAAUAAAACCACAAAUGCAUGGAUGAAGACAUGAGUGGUGGGCAGUGCAAAAAGUGAUCAUCAAGCAUGUGUAUUGUUUUUUACCCCUGGUUAAAGUGAAGUGUGAGUCUUUCAUUUCAAUAAUGCGUAUGUACGCACCUGCCCACUGUUCACGGUGAAUGACUUAUCCAUAAUGCCUAGAUUGCAGCACGAGUCUGUUCGACAAUUAAUAUUAUUAAAAGAAAAUAGACAUUUACCCAUUUGCCCUGUACUUAAAGUUGAUCUUCUAUUUCUAUUUAUUGUUAUGGAAGAGCUUUUCAAGUUUAAAGUCUGUUAACAGUCUGUUAGUUGUAGCUACACUAAACCAAGAUGAUUAUCUUAAACAGAACAAAACUGGCUGUGUACAACAAACCUACUACUAACAGUAGUUAUUUAAUCCCAUGAUAUUUCUAUCUAGAAAUUGAUGUUUUAAAUUCUGAAUAAAAUUUGGGGUUCACAUGUGACCUACUAGAAGAGUUUUGCAGUUGGAUUGCACUUUCCUCCUCAAGUAAGAUUUUAAAUGGCAGGUUUUUGGCUGCUUAAAAUCCAAAUAGCAAAUGCCAACAUUGGUCUCUUGCAAUAGAUGCCACUAACAUAUUUUCCUCCAUUAUUUGAUUAUUUAAAAAUCAGGGUUUUAUGUGUCUUUAUAAGUAAUCAUUAGAAUGAUUUAAAUGUCAUCAUGUGCUUUGUUGGUGUAAACUGACUGAUAAUGGACCAAAUUGUCAAAUACUUUUUUUCUAUAUAAGCUUACAGACUUGCUGUGUCGCUGACAACUCUGUCAUAUUUUGUUAGCGUGCAUUACUAAGCAGUUAAAACACACUUGAUGAAAGGUACUUGUGAUUUACUGCUUCAUUUAAUAAUAAAGAAAUUUGUUGUUCAGCCUAA